CGUUUGGCUUUGCUGUCUUGCACUUGAUGCACAUGCCCGGGACACGCUGGCUUCGUGCCUGCCGUGGGGCAGGAUGCUCGCUCUGGUCUACCGAAUCGCACAUUGGCAGUGAACGCUAAACAAAUGUCGAGAAAGCUGGAGAGAAAAAAGCCGACUCUUGAGCCUGGGUCGCUUUGGUCCGGAUCCAGGCUGGAGUGGUGCUGAUCGCAAGGGCCCUUGAUCGGGCGAUCAGACAAUUAGCCUGUCGAGCCCCUCUUCAUCUUAGCUUCUCUCCAUCUUUUGCCUACUUGCCAUGCCGUCGACUUCCUUUGACAUCAAGAAACUGGUGCGCCCAAACAUCCUCAAGCUCGAGCCGUAUCGCUGCGCCCGCGAUGACUACAGCGAAGGGAUUCUGCUCGAUGCCAACGAGAACAGCUACGGCCCCGCAUUCCAGACCACCAUUGUCGAUGACAGCAUACAGGGGAACUACGACGCACAGAACCUGCACAGGUACCCAGAUCCACUGGGCCGCGAGGUCAAGCAGCGCAUUCUGAAGCUACGCCCGGGCGUUCCUGGUAUUGAGAAUGUGUUUCUGGGCGUGGGGAGCGAUGAGGUCAUCGACCUGUUAGUGCGCAUUACGUGCCAGCCCGGCAAGGAUGCAAUGCUGAUCACGCCGCCGACAUAUGGCAUGUACAAGGUGGUGGCCAAUAUCAACGAUGUUGGCGUUGUCAGGGUGCCGCUGACCACCGAUGGCGGCUCAUUCCAGCUUGACGUCGAUGCGACCAUUGAGGCGGCCGUCGGCAACCCGGCCAUCAAGAUCAUCUGGCUGUGCUCGCCUGGGAACCCGACGGGCACGUACCUACGCGAAGCCGAUGUUCGCAGGAUCCUCGAGUCUGCCUUCUCUGGACUGGUGGUCAUCGACGAAGCCUACGUUGACUUUGUGGAGCCAUCCAAGGGCAGCUCGUAUGCAAGGCUGGUGGCAGAGUAUCCCAACGUCUUUGUCAUGCAGACCAUGAGCAAGAGCUUUGGGUUGGCGGGUAUCCGCCUCGGUGUCGGUAUCGGCUGUGCUGAUAUGGUGUAUUACCUGAACAAUGCCAAGGCACCGUACAAUGUGUCGACACUGUCACUGGACGUGGCCAAGCAGGCGUUGUCGGACGGGAAUGUGCAGAAGAUGCUGGCCGUGGUUGGCAGCCUGCGCCAGCAGCGUGACCAGUACCUUAUCCCCGAGCUGCGAAAGCUGCCGCACUUUGGGCAGAUUCUGGGCGGCAACGAUGCCAACUUUGUGCUGUGCCGGUUUGUCGACAGCAAUGGCGUGGCGAGCAACGAGAUUGCCAAGGGGGUGUAUGCUGAGAUGGCCGAGAACCGCGGCUGUGUUGUCAGGUACCGUGGCAGCGACUUGGGCUGCGCGGGCUGCCUGCGCAUUACGGUGGGAACCGAGGAGGAGAACAGGACCGUCAUUGCGACCAUGCGGGAUCUCCUGAGCGCCAUUCCCUGAAAUCCCCCAAUUGGCCCGGGGACAUGCAGGCGGGCGGAUACAUGAGGGGUGAUGUGAUAAACACCAGCAGCACAUUAUGUGUUCUGCUGUCCAAUAAACGUUUUUUCCCCUCUUCAUCCAGACAUUCGCAAGCGAUGCAGUUCCUAAAUGCCCUCGCUUUGCAGCCGCGUGCCUCUGCGCUCCAGAAAAAGCCGAUGCCCAGCAGCGGCGGCGGCAGUGAUAGUAGCAGUGAGCAAAGCGGGGCGUGUGAGAGGCAGCACCCAGCCAGAGGAGCACCCGGCACGUGCAGCGGUCACGCGGGACAUUAUGCCUGCUGCC
Messenger RNA from Linderina pennispora, 1792 nucleotides. RefSeq names its product histidinol-phosphate aminotransferase. Gene Ontology annotation, biological process: L-histidine biosynthetic process. Lineage: Eukaryota; Fungi; Kickxellomycota; Kickxellomycetes; Kickxellales; Kickxellaceae. The transcript is spliced from 2 exons. Gene Ontology annotation, molecular function: pyridoxal phosphate binding; L-histidinol-phosphate:2-oxoglutarate transaminase activity. Bases 293 to 1474 code for a protein of 393 amino acids. The record is from RefSeq and is a predicted model, not a curated record.